Messenger RNA from Paramecium tetraurelia, 717 nucleotides. RefSeq lists its product as uncharacterized. The transcript has 4 exons. The record is from RefSeq and is a predicted model, not a curated record. NCBI's taxonomy places the organism in Eukaryota, Ciliophora, Oligohymenophorea, Peniculida, Parameciidae.
AUGUUUGUAGAUUCCAGCCAAGCGUUGGCUUCGCCUUCGUUUGUCGAACCAAAUUCUCCUCAAGCAAAAGAGAAAAGAUAUUUCUUCCAUGAAGAAGUUGUAAGUCCAUCAAAGAAGGAUGAUAAGUCAACUGAAAACUAUUCAAACAGGAAAAUAAGUCAGGAUUCCAUUUUCGAUUCUAAGGUAGAAAUGAAAUUAACUAAUAAUUAAAUAUGUCUUGUGAAUUUGUUUGAACAAUAGAAUAAGGAUAAGGAUAGAGAUACAAUCACCAAAUUACAAUAGCAACUAUCGCAAUAAUCUUAAUUGAUUCUAAGUUUACAAAAUCAAAUAUAAAUUCUGAAGGACUUGAACAAGAAAAACCAGACCAACAUCUCGGAACUGCUGGGAUAGAUCAGGAAGUUGGAAUAGGAGAAUCAAUUCUUUUAGGAUCAGCUAUUGAAAAACAGGCUGAGUUUGUAAGAUUAAAUCAAAUAACAAUAAUAAAUAAAAAUUGAUAUGGAAAAUACAAAAAUCUAACUAUUAAAUAAGGAUUAAAUGAUUGAAUCUCUCCAUUAACAAUUAUCAUCCUUUCGCCAAGAUUAAAGCAGAUGCAGAGUAGGCAGAAGUCCCAAUAGAAUAAUAGAGCAAAUAGUGAACUGCCAUCACCCAUCAAUCUCGUAUAUCAAUUAUAGGAUUGCUCCUCAAAGAUCGCAUUCUAGCAAUAUCAAGAAUUUUUGA